UAGCGGCAUGCAAAUGUCGGUCGCGUCACGAAAAUCUCCUUCUCUCCGUGGCUACGAUGUACGUUUAGGUGCGUAUAGAUGCAUCAAGAGUGAUGGAGAUGUCAUCUUCAUAUGCUGCAAACGAUGUUAGAGUGCGCGAUAGAUGGUUUGUUGCGAGGCGUCCUUGUCGACAACAUGGAAGAGGAGAAGAUAAGAAGGCGGUCAGGCCAACUUACUAGACAUGAUACAGAAGCAACAGCGAUACACAGAUACGAACAUCUUCCCAUAAUCCCGCAGCCGUCACAAUGGUAUCCCUCAAGUGCCUCUCCGCCAUUGCUCUCCUCGCAAUCGCUUCAGCUCAGUCGACAAACAACACAACCCCAAUUCGCUACAUGCCCUUUGGCGACAGCAUAACGGAAAUAGUCUGCUGGCGAUCAAAACUGUGGCAGCGGCUUCGUACCACUGAGUGGGCAAACGUCAACUUCGUUGGCAGUGGCAAGACGGAGAACAACUGCCGCGACACGACCUAUGACCGCGACAAUGAAGGACACUCUGGCUUCCUCGCCAUCGAUAUCGCGAAUAAGAACCAGCUUGACGGAUGGCUAAAGACGAACCCCGCAGAUGUCAUCACCAUGCACUUGGGCACAAACGAUAUCGUGCAGCAGAACAAAGCGGUAACGGACAUUAUCGCUGCGUUCACCAAACUCAUUGGCACUAUGCGGACGUCGAAUCCCAAGAUGAAGAUCAUCGUUGCCCAAAUCAUCCCCCUAGGCAUCGGGAACUACAACGGCAAGGUCCAGGAACUGAACCGCGCGAUCGUGCCCUGGGCGCAAGGUCUUAAUACGACGCAGAGCCCCAUCUGGGUUGUAGACCAGUAUACGGGGUUUAGUGGGAGUGCGGAUCUGAGGGACGGAGUACAUCCAAAUGAUAGUGGCGACGUCAAAAUGGCGAACGUGUGGUAUCCUGCGGUUGUGAGGGCUUUUGAGGCUGCGAGAACUGACAGGGUUGUUGUUGGGAGAGAGUUUGCGGCAUAGAUGGAAGCAAGACUGGGGAAGGGCGAUAGCGGUGUAAAUAAGUCCAUGAUGUCCCAUGACGG
Alternaria alternata is the source of this 1075-nucleotide messenger RNA. Its product is annotated as SGNH hydrolase. NCBI's taxonomy places the organism in Eukaryota, Fungi, Ascomycota, Dothideomycetes, Pleosporales, Pleosporaceae. The record is from RefSeq and is a predicted model, not a curated record. Gene Ontology annotation, molecular function: phosphatidylcholine lysophospholipase A1 activity. Bases 285 to 1013 code for a protein of 242 amino acids. The transcript is spliced from 3 exons.